Molecule: messenger RNA, 750 nt
Organism: Pseudocercospora fijiensis CIRAD86
Lineage: Eukaryota; Fungi; Ascomycota; Dothideomycetes; Mycosphaerellales; Mycosphaerellaceae
Exons: 3
Coding region: 77-487 (136 amino acids)
Biological process (GO): rRNA transcription
Cellular component (GO): nucleosome
Molecular function (GO): protein heterodimerization activity; structural constituent of chromatin; DNA binding
Source: RefSeq, a predicted model, not a curated record
CACACCAGCCAACCACAUCUCUCAUCACCCAGCGACACUCAGCAACACCCAUCAAACAUCACACGCAUCAUCAGCAAUGGCUCGUACCAAGCAGACAGCCCGCAAGUCCACUGGUGGCAAGGCCCCACGUAAGCAGCUCGCCUCCAAGGCCGCUCGCAAGUCUGCGCCAUCUACCGGUGGUGUCAAGAAGCCACACAGAUACAAGCCAGGUACCGUCGCUCUCCGUGAGAUCCGUCGCUACCAGAAGUCGACCGAGCUCCUCAUCCGAAAGCUCCCAUUCCAGCGCCUCGUCCGUGAGAUCGCUCAAGACUUCAAGUCCGAUCUCCGCUUCCAGAGCUCUGCCAUCGGCGCUCUCCAAGAGUCCGUCGAGGCCUACCUUGUCUCCCUCUUCGAAGACACCAACCUUUGCGCCAUCCACGCCAAGCGUGUCACCAUCCAGUCCAAGGACAUCCAGCUUGCCCGCCGUCUCCGUGGCGAGCGCUCUUAAGUGAUGUAUCUUUUCCAUCUACCGACACGACUUCAUGAGUAACCACCUCGACCUCUCCGGCACAGUCAGCAUGGGUGACGGGCGGUGGUAACUUGGCUACUUCUUCACAUUGGCGUUUAUGGGGGCUACUAUCAGAUGACUUGGGCAAGUCAAUGGGUGUUUUCAAACGAGAUAUCACGGUGCGCCAGGAGGGCGAGCGGCACUAUCAUGCUAUGUAUCAUAAUGACAAUGGUGCAUGAGAAUUGCAACUGAUCAAUACUUCA